Molecule: messenger RNA, 1629 nt
Organism: Triticum turgidum subsp. durum (durum wheat)
Lineage: Eukaryota; Viridiplantae; Streptophyta; Magnoliopsida; Poales; Poaceae
Source: the annotation of a GenBank genome assembly
AUGACGGCCACAAACGCGGCGACGGCGGCGGCGUCGGACGCGGAGGCCAGGAGCAUACUCGAGCGGGCCGCGGCGGCAUCCUUCCCGCCUCUCCACGCCGUCCACCACCUCCUCUCCGUCGGGGUUUGUGUGCGAUGCAUCUUUCGCAUGUUUGGAGCCUUUAGCCAUGCCUGCUUAUGUGCGUCUCUUACGGUCUCUUUCUUCCAUUCAUUUCUUGAAGAGCAUGAUGAUUCCGCAAAAGGCGGGUCUUGCUCAUGUUUGUCAACGGAUGAAGCAUGCUGCUCUAUUUGCUUUGGAAUAUUGCUACCCACCUGCCAUAAGGAUGAGGGUGUAGUACCGUUUGAUGACAUUUCUCGUAUCGACAUAAUUACUUCAAUGGUAUCUCAAGCAAUACAAAGAGAGGGUUAUCAAAUUGAUGGGUUUUCUUUAGAAAUUUCACUGCCUGCAGUUGUAGCAGCGAAUGAACGUGCCAUCAGGUUAUAUAUGAAAGAAAAAUAUGGCAGUGAAAAUUGGUUCAAGGACGAAAUAUUUUCUCAACAAACGAUGUCAGUGAAGGAGGGUCUGAGACUGCUGAUAGUACCAUCGCUCGAGAAACAACUGGGUGUUAAGCACGGUGACAAUUCAUUUCGAAUUCGCUUAACAUAUAUUCAUGAUGAUGCUUCACUGAAGCUCAAACGUUUAUUGCCAAAUGACAGUAACCGUAAAAGGAAAGCAGAGUCAAGAGAAGGAAAUGAUACUAGAAGGAACUCAACAUAUGAUGAUAAACAGACAUUAAGUGAAACAGAUUCAUUCAUCCACAAGUCCCUCGAGGGUAUUCAAGAUCAAGAAUUCUGUAGUUUAUUUGAGUUGCCUCCUGAAAAGGUGUCCAAACCUUGCCAUCUUGUGAUGACCUUCCUAAGGUCGCCCAUAUAUAUUGGCGGAAGAUACUUGAAGCUUUCAAGAAAUGUCAGUCAGUCAUGUUGGAUAAUUGAUGAUGAAAGAAUGGGGGAAGCAUCAGUUGAGGAGAUAAUUAAAGAGAGUGUAUGUGCCAUCUCCAGAGGUGAUGGCUACAAGUUCCAUGCUGCUGGAAGAGAAGAUAUCGAUGUACGGAUGCUUGGAUCUGGUCGUCCAUUUCUAAUUGAAGUCCUGAAUGUGCGAUCGAUUCCAUCUGCGAUUGAAAUUCAACAAAUUUCUGACAAGAUUAAUAGCUCCGAAAAGAAACAUGUCAGAAUUAGAAAUCUCAAGUUGGUAGACAAUGAAAUAUGGGCCAUGAUGCGUGAAGGGGAAGCAGAGAAGCAGAAGCAGUAUGCUGCCCUCAUAUGGACUUCUAGUCCUCUGACGGAUGAUGACCUGCAGAAAAUUUCUGUUAUUAAGGAUAUGGAAAUUGUACAAAAUACCCCCGUAAGGGUUCUUCACCGAAGAAGCCCGUUGGAGCGGAAACGGAUUAUACAUUGGAUGGAGAUUGAGAAAGUUGAAGGCAGCUCAAACUAUUACUUGUUGCAUCUCUGCACUCAGGCAGGAACAUACAUUAAGGAGUUUGUGCACGGUGAUCUUGGACGCACAAAUCCGAGUAUUGGUUCCAUGCUACGUUGCAGAGCCGAGAUACUGCAACUCGAUGUCACGGACGUUAAGAUGGACUUGCUGCAAUAG